AUGAGCCCGAGAGACAUAUCCCCAGUGAAGACCUUGUCUCCUAGAUGGCCAUCGGGAAAGACCAUGGAACCAGAUGAGCCCUCUGCACAAUCUAACUUUGCUGCAGCAUGGAUCAACCUGCUGGUUCGUCUGGCCGGAGGAAAACUGGCCCCCCGACUGACACCCAGAAUCACAACACUGCUUGAGACAGUUGACGCCUCUCUGGAUCAUAACGCUACUUUCAUCUGUGAGGUUGAUUCAUACCCUCAAGCUGAUAUUACAUGGACGCGGAAUAACUACCCAAUACGGUAUUAUGAUUCCAGAUACAUUAUACGAGAAAAUGGCCAAAUGCUGAUCAUUCCCAAUGUAAAGGAUUCAGACAAUGGAGAAUACUGUUGCAUUGCUAGCAAUGGGAUUGGAGAACCGGCCAAGAGCUGUGGAGCUUUACAGCUGAAGAUGAAGCCUCAAAUCAAAAGACAUCCUACCAACAUGACAUUGAUCGUGGAGUCCAAAGCAGUGUUGCCAUGUUUAACGUUAGGAUAUCCAAAACCCGACAUAUCCUGGAUUAAAGAAGAUGAUUUGAUAAAGGUUAAUAGUCGUAUAUCAGUUUUGGAAUCUGGUUCCCUAAAAAUUAACAACAUCAAGAAAGAGGACGCUGGACAGUAUCGCUGUGUGGCCAGGAACAGUUUUGGAAUCGUGUACUCCAAACCAGUCACUAUUGAAGUACAAGCUCCUGCCAGGAUACUGAAAGUUCCCAAGGAGAAGAAAGUUCAGAUCGGAUCAGAGGUGACGCUGGAGUGUAAUGCCACUGGCAACCCAAUCCCAUCCAUAACUUGGCUUGAAAACGGCAAUACGGUAAAUCCUCUACUUUACACUCACUUUUCUCUCUUUCCCACCUUCCUCUUUGCCUCUCUCUUGCUUUUCUUGCUUGCUCUGGCUCUACGGAGUAAAUUAAUUGUACUUUCAUCUCAUCUUACUGUAUCAGAGAGCAGAGCUCAGUGUGUUCAUGUUAAAUGUCAGGCGGCAUAGCUCAAAUGCGCUGCCAGUACAAUACGUUCUGCAGAUGCUUCGGUCUGUGCUGCUAUUAACAGGAUUCAAACUACAAUCAUUCCUCAGGCCGCUGAUCGGACAGCAGCAAUAAGGUUUAAGCCGUAUUGA
Sinocyclocheilus rhinocerous is the source of this 1137-nucleotide messenger RNA. RefSeq names its product muscle, skeletal receptor tyrosine-protein kinase-like. Gene Ontology annotation, cellular component: plasma membrane; neuronal cell body; axon. Gene Ontology annotation, molecular function: axon guidance receptor activity. The record is from RefSeq and is a predicted model, not a curated record. Gene Ontology annotation, biological process: homophilic cell-cell adhesion; synapse organization. NCBI's taxonomy places the organism in Eukaryota, Metazoa, Chordata, Actinopteri, Cypriniformes, Cyprinidae.